Charadrius vociferus (killdeer) is the source of this 1203-nucleotide messenger RNA. It is a transcript of the gene DERL1, whose product is annotated as derlin 1. NCBI's taxonomy places the organism in Eukaryota, Metazoa, Chordata, Aves, Charadriiformes, Charadriidae. Gene Ontology annotation, molecular function: misfolded protein binding; ubiquitin-specific protease binding. The annotation marks the transcript as partial. The transcript is spliced from 8 exons. The record is from RefSeq and is a predicted model, not a curated record. Gene Ontology annotation, biological process: endoplasmic reticulum unfolded protein response. Gene Ontology annotation, cellular component: endoplasmic reticulum membrane; Hrd1p ubiquitin ligase ERAD-L complex.
AUCGGCAAGCUGGGCCUCGUCAGCCCUGUCUACCUCUUCCUCUGGCCCGACGCCUUCAUCAACCGCUUCCAGAUCUGGCGGCCGAUAACUGCAACUUUCUUCUUCCCAGUGGGACCUGGAACAGGAUUUCUCUACUUGGUGAAUUUGUAUUUCUUGUAUCAAUAUUCGUCACGAUUAGAAACAGGAGCUUUUGAUGGAAGGCCAGCAGAUUACAUGUUCAUGCUCCUGUUUAACUGGAUCUGCAUUGUUAUAACUGGCUUGGCGAUGGACAUGCAGUUGCUGAUGAUUCCACUCAUCAUGUCAGUACUUUAUGUGUGGGCCCAGCUAAACAGAGACAUGAUUGUAUCGUUUUGGUUUGGAACAAGAUUUAAGGCCUGUUACCUUCCAUGGGUUAUUCUGGGAUUCAACUACAUCAUUGGUGGAUCAGUCAUCAAUGAGCUGAUAGGAAAUCUGGUUGGCCACCUGUAUUUCUUCUUAAUGUUUAAAUAUCCAAUGGAUUUGGGAGGAAGGAAUUUUCUGUCCACUCCUCAGUUCCUGUACCGCUGGCUGCCAAAUAGGAGAGGAGGAGUGUCGGGGUUUGGUAUCCCACCCCCUAGCAUGAGAAGAGCUGCAGAAGACCAGCAGGGUGGUGGAAGACACAACUGGGGCCAAGGUUUCCGGCUAGGUGACCAGUGAAAAACUCCUGCUCUUGGAAAACAGCAACUCUUUGGUUUUAAUUGGACGUAGAACUGACCCUGGUGCAGAGCAUGCUUAAGAACUGAGCUCUCUGUCGUACUGUUGGAUUUCACUGAUUAGAAACAAUGUUUCUGGUUCAAGAGAAAAUGGAAAAACUCCAGAAGGGAAAAAUGUAGAUCUUGCUCCAGGUUAGCCAGUAGUGUUGGAUUUGAUUCUACCAUUACAAAAGCCUUCUUUAUACAGUAUUGUCUGUCUGUCGCAACGGGCAUCCAUUAUGCCAUCUUGUUCCGUGAUGUGAUGGAACAAGCUAAUUGUGUUCUGUCUUGCCUGGUAGGCUAAAAGCUUGGUUGACCAUGGUAAGGUAAGAACCCAGUGCGAGGCAGAUGGAUCAAACUAACCCCAAAGUCUAGGAAGCUGACUUUUUCCAUAGCUGCGCUUAGGUCCCAGGAUCUUUGGAAACAUUAUUUAAGUGGUAUCUCUCUGCUGCAUUCAUAAAGCAAAGUGCAAAUCUGUCAUUUCCAUUAUUAA